This is a messenger RNA of Hemiscyllium ocellatum (epaulette shark), 2766 nucleotides long. Its product is annotated as calphotin-like. NCBI's taxonomy places the organism in Eukaryota, Metazoa, Chordata, Chondrichthyes, Orectolobiformes, Hemiscylliidae. The record is from RefSeq and is a predicted model, not a curated record. Bases 1 to 2766 code for a protein of 921 amino acids. The transcript is spliced from 3 exons.
AUGGUACAGCAGCAGCUGGGAAAGAUCCCGGAGCCUGUUACCGCGAUCCCGGAGCCUGUAACUGAGAUCCCAGAGCGAGUAACCGAGAUCCCGGAGCCUGUAACCGAGAUCCCGGAGCCUGUAACCGAGAUCCCGGAGCCUGUAACCGAGACCCCGGAGCCUGUAACCGAGAUCCCAGAGCGAGUAACCGAGAUCCCAGAGCCUGUAACCGAGAUCCCGGAGCCUGUAACCGAGAUCCUGGAGUCUGUAACCGAGACCCCGGAGCCUGUAACCGAGAACCCGGAGCGUGUAACCAUGAUCCUGGAACCUGUAACCGAGAUCCUGGAGCCUGUAACCGAGAUCUCGGUGCCUGUAACUGAGAUCCCGGAGCCUGUAACCGAGAUCCUGGAGCCUGUAACCGAGAUCCCGGUGCCUGUAACCGAGAUCCCGGUGCCUGUAACCGAGAUCCCGGAGCCUGUAACUGAGAUCUCGGAGCCUGUAACCGAGAUCCCGGUGCCUGUAACCGAGAUCCUGGAGCCUGUAACCGAGAUCCCGGUGCCUGUAACCGAGAUCCCGGAGCCUGUAACCGAGAUCCCGGAGCCUGUAACUGAGAUCUCGGAGCCUGUAACCGAGAUCCUGGAGUCUGUAACCGAGACCCCGGAGCCUGUAACCGAGAACCCGGAGCGUGUAACCAUGAUCCUGGAACCUGUAACCGAGAUCCUGGAGCCUGUAACCGAGAUCCCGGUGCCUGUAACUGAGAUCCCGGAGCCUGUAACCGAGAUCCUGGAGCCUGUAACCGAGAUCCCGGUGCCUGUAACCGAGAUCCCGGUGCCUGUAACCGAGAUCCCGGAGCCUGUAACCGAGAUCCCGGAGCCUGUAACCGAGAUCCCGGUGCCUGUAACCGAGAUCCCGGAGCCUGUAACUGAGAUCUCGGAGCCUGUAACCGAGAUCCUGGAGUCUGUAACCGAGACCCCGGAGCCUGUAACCGAGAACCCGGAGCGUGUAACCAUGAUCCUGGAACCUGUAACCGAGAUCCUGGAGCCUGUAACCGAGAUCCCGGUGCCUGUAACCGAGAUCCCGGUGCCUGUAACCGAGAUCCCGGAGCCUGUAACCGAGAUCCUGGAGCCUGUAACCGAGAUCCCGGUGCCUGUAACCGAGAUCCCGGAGCCUGUAACUGAGAUCUCGGAGCCUGUAACCGAGAUCCUGGAGUCUGUAACCGAGACCCCGGAGCCUGUAACCGAGAACCCGGAGCGUGUAACCAUGAUCCUGGAACCUGUAACCGAGAUCCUGGAGCCUGUAACCGAGAUCCCGGUGCCUGUAACUGAGAUCCCGGAGCCUGUAACCGAGAUCCUGGAGCCUGUAACCGAGAUCCCGGUGCCUGUAACCGAGAUCCCGGUGCCUGUAACCGAGAUCCCGGAGCCUGUAACCGAGAACCCGGAGCGUGUAACCAUGAUCCUGGAACCUGUAACCGAGAUCCUGGAGCCUGUAACCGAGAUCCCGGUGCCUGUAACUGAGAUCCCGGAGCCUGUAACCGAGAUCCUGGAGCCUGUAACCGAGAUCCCGGUGCCUGUAACCGAGAUCCCGGUGCCUGUAACCGAGAUCCCGGAGCCUGUAACCGAGAACCCGGAGCGUGUAACCAUGAUCCUGGAACCUGUAACCGAGAUCCUGGAGCCUGUAACCGAGAUCCUGGAGCCUGUAACCGAGAUCCCGGUGCCUGUAACCGAGAUCCCGGAGCCUGUAACUGAGAUCUCGGAGCCUGUAACCGAGAUCCUGGAGCCUGUAACCGAGAUCCCGGUGCCUGUAACCGAGAUCCUGGAGCCUGUAACCGAGAUCCCGGUGCCUGUAACCGAGACCCCGGAGCCUGUAACUGAGAUCUCGGAGCCUGUAACCGAGAUCCUGGAGUCUGUAACCGAGACCCCGGAGCCUGUAACCGAGAACCCGGAGCGUGUAACCAUGAUCCUGGAACCUGUAACCGAGAUCCUGGAGCCUGUAACCGAGAUCCCGGUGCCUGUAACUGAGAUCCCGGAGCCUGUAACCGAGAUCCUGGAGUCUGUAACCGAGAUCCCGGUGCCUGUAACUGAGAUCUCGGAGCCUGUAACCGAGAUCCUGGAGUCUGUAACCGAGACCCCGGAGCCUGUAACCGAGAACCCGGAGCGUGUAACCAUGAUCCUGGAACCUGUAACCGAGAUCCUGGAGCCUGUAACCGAGAUCCCGGUGCCUGUAACUGAGAUCCCGGAGCCUGUAACCGAGAUCCUGGAGUCUGUAACCGAGAUCCCGGUGCCUGUAACCGAGAUCCCGGAGCCUGUAACCGAGAACCCGGAGCGUGUAACCAUGAUCCUGGAGUCUGUAACCGAGAUCCUGGAGCCUGUAACCGAGAUCCCGGUGCCUGUAACUGAGAUCCCGGAGCCUGUAACCGAGAUCCUGGAGUCUGUAACCGAGAUCCCGGUGCCUGUAACCGAGAUCCCGGAGCCUGUAACCGAGAACCCGGAGCGUGUAACCAUGAUCCUGGAGUCUGUAACCGAGAUCCUGGAGCCUGUAACCGAGAUCCCGGUGCCUGUAACUGAGAUCCCGGAGCCUGUAACCGAGAUCCUGGAGUCUGUAACCGAGAUCCCGGUGCCUGUAACCGAGAUCCUGGAGUCUGUAACCGAGAUCACGGCACCUGUAACCGAGAUCCCGGCGCCUGUUACCAAGAUCCCGGAGCCUGUCACUGAGAUCCCGAUGCCUCCUGUAACCGAGAACCCGGAGCCUGUAACCGAGAUUCCGGACGAUGCCAAGCCAGUGGCUUGA